Oncorhynchus keta (chum salmon) is the source of this 2995-nucleotide messenger RNA. Its product is annotated as protein phosphatase inhibitor 2-like. NCBI's taxonomy places the organism in Eukaryota, Metazoa, Chordata, Actinopteri, Salmoniformes, Salmonidae. The coding region runs from base 232 to 822 and encodes 196 amino acids. The transcript has 6 exons. Gene Ontology annotation, molecular function: protein phosphatase inhibitor activity. The record is from RefSeq and is a predicted model, not a curated record. Gene Ontology annotation, biological process: regulation of signal transduction.
CACAGACAAAAAUGCGCACCGGCGGCGUCUGGGACAUGCCAGUAGUUUCAGCUAUCACAGCUAUAGCGUGUGUUUACAAGUUAACCAGGAGUUUGAAGUGCAGGCGGAGUUGCAGCUUUUGUCGGGUUCUGCUUUUUGAAUCAUAAAAGCAAAGUUGACUAAAUAGAGGUGCUGCGCGUACCAGACAGGUUUAAACAUUAACAACCACGCCAGUGACCUAGUGCAUGUGGAAUGGCAGCUUCCCGGCUGGUGAAAGGUAUUCUGAAGAACAAGAACAGCGGGACAGGCAUCAAAGUGGGCCCGUCCGAAGAAGUACCAGUUGAGACUUCAGAACAAGCGGCGCUUGGACUUCUGGAGGAUGACCCACAGAAGAAGUCACAGAAAUGGGACGAGAUGAACAUACUGGCAACGUACCACCCGGCAGACAAGGACUACGGGAUGAUGAAGAUCGAUGAGCCUAGCACACCCUACAACAGGAUGGUGGAGGACGAAGGGGCGCACAGCGACUCAGAGGGCAACGUGCCCAACGUGGACGACCUGGCCUCGAAAUUGGCAGCAGCAGAGGGAAAGGAACCGCGCUUCAUGAGAGAGGAGGAGGAGAGUAGUGAAGAAGAGGAAGAUGAACUAACCCCAGAGGAUCAAGCGAAAAAGAAGCAGUUUCAAAUGAUGAGGAAGAUGCAUUACAACGAGGGCCUCAACAUCAGGAUGGCCAGGCAACUCAUAGCUAACGAAUUGGCGGAAGAAGUGGACGAGGACGAAGAGAUGAGAGACGAAACGGAGGACAUCAACGUAGACUCGCCGCAAGACGCUCUGGAUUCCUAGAGGAGGACGCGCCACCUCUCCUGUCCCCAGCCUGUCUCUGCUUCUGACACAUUUAAGAGACACUUAGCCACACAGUGCCAGGCCAUAGAGCAGACGGACACCGCUUCACAAUCUUCCCUCAAACAACCCCUGUUCAUGCUUGUGUAUAUUUCCCAGUAACACUGAAAUUCAAAGCAUUUUCACCCUGCUGGUUGCUUCUCUUCAUUGCCAAGAGUCCCUCACAAAAAGUUGUCAUUGCCUCAAAGGAACCAGACCUCAAGGAACGGAGACCUAAAGACUGUUAUUGUCAGUGAGGACUCCUGCCUUGCUCGCUCUCUGUCCAUCUCUUUGUCCCGGCUUCUCCUGAGCAUCUGGUCGAAUGCUGUCAGAAAGAACAGCAGCACCCAUUGGAUUUCUCAUUGAAUGAAAGUGGUGGAAUUUUUUGCUGACGGAGGUAGGAGGGAUUUGGUCUCUUGAUGUUUGUCUUGUUCCUUCUGUCCCCAUACCUGUUUUUUGUUUCAUUUUUAAUUUGUUUUAACUACCACCAGAACCUUCAUUGGAGAAAUCUGAAACCUUGAUGAGCUAGCUGCGGUUUUCUUUUUUUCUUCUGUUUUUUUUCCUCCGUUCCAAUCUUGGAUUUGGUGUUAUCUGGAAUGGAUAUAGGAACGGCAGACUGCAUUUUUAACCAGCCCACGGGGCAUCUCGAUAUCUAAGGUGUCCAGCAUUCGACUCAGUCCUACACAUAUUUACACGCCCACUCUAGGAUUUGGUACAGACGCAUGUGCACUGACUAAUAGGAAUAGCUAUGUUUCCAACAACAUACCAUUAUCUUAAUAUGGUGGCUAAUGUACUGACAUGGACAGCUAAACCUAUUUAUGCUCAUGCAAUAAAAUGAUAUUAAUUUAUUAUGUAUUGCCUUGUGAUGACAGAAAUUAGGUCAUUUCACACAGGACUACUGCAUGUCAAAAUGUAUAUGUAGAUGGUCAUGUUUGCCAUUAUACUUAUAGAACCCAGCUGUAUUAAGCAUGGCUACUAAAGCCUUGUGGCCAUCUGCACUAAUGCGACAUUUGCUCACUAAGCUAAUGAGGGAUAGCAUUGGGGAAAUUAACCCCAGAGAAGGUUUGUACUACUGAUAAGCAGGGGUGUAUUUGCUAGGAACCAAACAGCUAAAAUGGCAAGAGAUUAAUCUGCACUUGUCCAAUAACAAAAGAUUUUUGCUACGGUGUCCACUAAGGAAUACACCCCAGGAUUGUGUCCAAUACAGUAUCUGACAUUUUGUAUAAAGUGUAUGGUAUUGUACCAUGUCCUUGAUUAGGAACAAUUAUCCCCCAUUUUCAUUUUUGCGACCUGCUACCUUGCUGAUAAAAUGAGUGAUAUCUGGGCAACCAAGACAGUUAGCUAUUGUCACCUUGAUGUGCAUGUGAACUUUUGAGAACCACAGUCCUCCCAUGAUGACUAAGUUUCUCUUUUCUUUUUAUAGGCACAUAAGAAAAAAUAUAUUGUUCUAUCAGGACAUGUAGAGAUGGUUUCAUCUUUUCUUCUCAGAACUAGACCUGAGCCCUUUCGUUUCACCUGUCUAAAUGGCCAUAAAAGGCUAUCCAUUGGAUUCUGUCCUUACAAUCUCAAAAGCUCACUACUGGAUCCUUUUGGAAAAUACAACACCCACAGGAAAUACUGACUGAUACACUGUAUUCCCACUUUGUUUUUUAGAUAUUUUUUAUCGUGUCUAUGUUAAGGGAAGAUUUAUUGACAAAAACCAACAAGUUAAUUUGAGUAAUUAUCUUAACUUAUGACUAGCUUUUUGUAAAAAACAACAACUUGUAUGAUACUAACUAUUGGUCGAUAUUACAAGGCAUAUGUGCCUAUAUAAUGUAUUUAUGUACAUGUCUAAGUGAAUAGGCUACGCUCAAUUUUACCAGUGCAGUUCAACGGCUUGGAUUCCCCUGUCUAUUUGUUGUUUAGCUUAAUUUUUACCAUGUUUUCUUGACACAUUUCAGUUGAAUGCAUUCAACUGACUAGGUAUCCCAGCCGCUUUCCCGUUCUUUACUAGGGACAGUGGACUCAGAUUCUGUCUCACAUGAUCAUUUAUCUGUCCCCAAAUAAUGGGGACUUGUUUGUUUUUUAGCUCUUUAAAUGGGAUUGUUCUUAAUUAUAAGUGUUUUAUUUUUGUCUCACAUUAAAAUUGUUUUAUGGA